Messenger RNA from Mercenaria mercenaria, 1764 nucleotides. RefSeq lists its product as uncharacterized. The transcript is spliced from 2 exons. The coding region runs from base 122 to 571 and encodes 149 amino acids. The record is from RefSeq and is a predicted model, not a curated record. NCBI's taxonomy places the organism in Eukaryota, Metazoa, Mollusca, Bivalvia, Venerida, Veneridae.
UAAACGAUUUAUCCAAUGUUUUUACAAGCCAACAAAGUUUGGAUCAACAAUUCAUAAACUCGGGUUAUACGUUUGGAAUAAAAAUUAAUUUUUAAACAACACAUUGCAGUAUGAAUUAACAAUGGCCCAUUUGACGAAGAGAUUUGUUUUACUUGCAAUUUUCAUCACUGUUGUGGCCAUAACCUACGGACAACAGUGUAGCGUUGUACCAAAGUGCACAUGCAAAUACGGCGAUGAAAACGUCGACGUUGAAGAGCAGGACACGGGAAAUGAAGCCCUCGCCGGAGCUGUAGGAGCCCUAGGAUCCGUUGUAGUCAGCGGAGGGGGUUUCGGACUUUGGUAUCUUUUGCGGGGACGGAAUUCUGGCUCCGUUUCCUUUGAUCGAUCUGACUCUUCCAUGUCUGAGGAAUCUGUCGGGCGUGGAAAGGAGGGCAAGGGCCCUCCGGCGCAAUACAACAAGAAAUCCGAGGCGGAGAGCGAAUACGUCAAGACACCAAAUAUAUACACGGCUGGACAGGGGGACAAUCUAACUCACAAAGUCGGGUUUCAAAGAGCAGGUGCUGAUUUCUGAGACAAUUUAUAUAAUAUGGACAAUUUUUGUUCAUAUGGAUAUUAUACUAGCAGUGUGUAUAAUUCAAACAGAAACCUCAAAAUGCAUACGCGAUUCAUACAGUUGGUUUAUGAAUUUAAAAUCUGUGAUAUCAUGGCCUAUGGUCUUUCUACGUGUUAUUUAAUUUAUCCACGUGCGUUUACUUUUUUGUACAUAUUGUUUGAUUAUUAAUUUUCAGUAUACUUAUAAAUAAUGCAAUAGACAUAUUUAGAGGCUUUCUGUGGAUGUUGUAUAUUCUUUCGCAGACUUCGUAUAUAUGUUACUUUAACGACGAUUUUUCUUGGAGUGACUUUAUCGUAUUAAAUAAAAUACUAAUAUGCUUGUUCUGUUAAAACACGCCUAUGCUUAAAUGACGUCAUGUUAACGUGCGAUGAACUAGAUUUUUCUACUGUUUUAGAUGAAGAGCAUAUUAAAAUUGAAAUAAAGUAUAAAAAAAUUGUGUUUUUUAAUUAAAUUAAUGCACUCAAAAUCGGUUAUAUAUCGGCAGAAUAAUUCACUCGGGCUAUGCCCUCCUGAAAUUAUUCCGCGGACGUAUAAUCUCUUUUCAUGUAUUGAUAACGUUAAAACACGUUUUUUUUUCUAUACAUUAUUUCUUAAAUGUAAGCCUAUUUCAAUGCUUAAACUGUAACAGGUAAUACUUCAUUGCAUUUUUUUUUCAUUAAUUGAAGAUAGUAAAUGCAAAUUGUAUAUUAGUGUCUCCAAGAAUAAGAUGAGCUUUUUUGUGAAAUAUAUGUUUUGCCACUUAACAACUUGAAAACUAACUGUACUGCUGUUUGAUUGAUACAUACAGGUUUUUCGUAUUUGAAAUUUUUCAUUCAAGGUAACAUUUUUCUAUAUUUGGACACGUUUAACCUUUAGCCUGCUGGCGGCAAGUGAUUCUGCCUUUGCGGCAAGCGCAGACCAAGAUCAGCCUGCACGUGCGUGCAGGCAGAUCAUGGUCUGCACUUUUCGCUAUUCAGUCAGUAAAUUUUCAGCGAACACCCCUUCGAGUAAUAAAUGGUAUUGCCCAAACUGAAUGAUGGACCAGUCCAUUUUAGAAAUCGAGCAGGCUAAGGGUUAAGACCCAGUUUACGGUAUCUGAAAAUGCUGGUAUGCACAAGCUAUAUUAUUUUGAAAUAACAAAAUAUUCUUGAAAAAAUACAUAUACUGUUAAA